AUGUCUACUACCACGACGACCACGACGACGGCCAACGAGGGCAUCACGGCCGAGUCGAUUCUGCGCCUGUUCCCCGACAUCGACACGAGCACCGAGGCCCUUUCCGGUCACGAUGCCGAGCAGAUUCGGCUCAUGGACGAGGUGUGCAUUGUGUUGGACGAGAACGACAAGCCUAUUGGCAAUGCGAGCAAGAAGGCCUGCCAUCUCAUGACCAACAUCGACAAGGGCCUCCUCCACCGCGCCUUCUCCGUCUUCCUCUUCGAUCCGGAAACCAACCGCCUGCUCCUGCAGCAGCGCGCCACGGAAAAGAUCACCUUCCCCGACAUGUGGACCAACACGUGCUGCUCCCAUCCGCUGGGCAUCCCCGGCGAGACGGGCGCGAACCUCGAGGAUUCGGUCGCGGGCGUCAAGCGCGCCGCGCAGAGGAAGCUGGAGCACGAGCUCGGCAUCGACCCGAAGCAGGUGCCCUUUGAUGACUUCCACUUUUUGACGAGGAUUCAUUACAAGGCGCCUAGCGAUGGCAAGUGGGGAGAGCACGAAAUCGACUACAUUCUCUUCAUCAAGGCCAAGGUCGACCUCAAGCCCAACGAGAACGAGGUCCGCGCGACGCAGUACGUCAGCGCCGACGAGCUCAAGAAGCUGUUUGAGGACCCCCAGCUCAAGUUCACCCCCUGGUUCAAGCUCAUUUGCAACUCGAUGCUGUUCCAGUGGUGGGAGAGCCUCGACUCUGGGCUGGAGAAGUACACCAACGAGCAGGAGAUUCGUCGCAUGUAA
This is a messenger RNA of Colletotrichum abscissum, 774 nucleotides long. RefSeq names its product isopentenyl-diphosphate delta-isomerase. Gene Ontology annotation, biological process: isopentenyl diphosphate biosynthetic process; isoprenoid biosynthetic process. The record is from RefSeq and is a predicted model, not a curated record. NCBI's taxonomy places the organism in Eukaryota, Fungi, Ascomycota, Sordariomycetes, Glomerellales, Glomerellaceae. Gene Ontology annotation, cellular component: cytoplasm. The transcript is spliced from 3 exons. The coding region runs from base 1 to 774 and encodes 257 amino acids. Gene Ontology annotation, molecular function: isopentenyl-diphosphate delta-isomerase activity.